AUGACAACAAUCGCUUCACUCAAGCGGCUCUCAGCCAAAUCCCUCUCCGAGAAGAUCCUCGAGGAAGUCAACGCCACAGAUCCCACAUUUGCUGUUAUCGAUGUUCGUGAUAAUGAUUACAUUGGUGGACAUAUCAAGGGCUCAACAAAUAUCCCCGCACAUACUCUCGACGCCAUGAUGCCAACUCUGCGGGGUCCGAGUGCGGCACUAAAGUAUCUGCGUGAGAGGGAUGGUCUUUUGAAGUCUAUGGGUGAAGACCCAAAGGGAGACAACGGUCAGGAUGUUUAUGUGUUGGAUAGGGGAUUUUCAGGAUGGCAAGAGGUUUACGGAGAGGAUGAACGAUUGACGGAGGGAUACGUUAAGGAUUUAUGGGAUAAUUAUUAA
Molecule: messenger RNA, 384 nt
Organism: Fusarium tjaetaba
Lineage: Eukaryota; Fungi; Ascomycota; Sordariomycetes; Hypocreales; Nectriaceae
Product: tyrosin-phosphatase
Exons: 3
Coding region: 1-384 (127 amino acids)
Cellular component (GO): nucleus; cytoplasm
Molecular function (GO): protein tyrosine phosphatase activity
Source: RefSeq, a predicted model, not a curated record